Fusarium redolens is the source of this 1854-nucleotide messenger RNA. Its product is annotated as kinase-like domain-containing protein. The record is from RefSeq and is a predicted model, not a curated record. The coding region runs from base 1 to 1854 and encodes 617 amino acids. NCBI's taxonomy places the organism in Eukaryota, Fungi, Ascomycota, Sordariomycetes, Hypocreales, Nectriaceae. The transcript has 7 exons. Gene Ontology annotation, biological process: protein phosphorylation. Gene Ontology annotation, molecular function: ATP binding; protein kinase activity; protein binding.
AUGGAUGAGGAUACAACUCGCGCGUCGCAGGAAAACCCAGCCGCAUAUCUCCAUCUGGUAGACACUAGAAGCGACCACCAAUCUCAGCUGUGGGAGCGAGAAAUCUUCAGGAUUGGGCGAGACCCUCGUUCAAACACGUUGGCUGUUGAUAAUGACCUCGACGUUGCAGUUUCUCGAAACCACUGCGAAGUCUAUGUUGUGGUGUAUGAGCCAACAAUCAACCAUGUCUAUGUGCGGGACCGAAAGUCUUCAAAUGGUACCUUUGUCAAUGGCCAACUCAUUGGUUCUGGUCCGGAUAUAAGCCCUGGCUACCUACUACAGAACGGCGAUCUGUUUGCAAGCAAGUAUCGCGUCAGUGACCAUUGUCUUGGCCAAGGAGCGGAAGCAGUCGUCUGCCUCGCAAACGACGUCCAGACGAAGAAGCAGUUGGUUUGCAAGUUGAUUAAUCUCGACAAGAUUCAAGGAAAGAAUUCUCAGGAGGACAUCCGCCGCAAGUUUCAGGAAGCCGACAUCUUGCGCCAGCUGCGACAUCCUAACAUUCUCCCUUACGUGGAUGCUAUCUCGUCACCACACUCACUCUACACCUUUACAGACCUUGCAUCGGGUGGUGAUCUCAUGUCAUUCAUCCUACGCCAUGGCACUGUCAAGGAACUAGACUCACGGAUCAUCAUACGCCAAGUUGUCCGUGGUCUUGGCUAUCUCCAUGAGAAAGACAUCGUCCACCGUGAUCUCAAACCAGAGAAUAUCCUCUUGGCGUACUCGCCCAAGAUUGCGUACCAUCGAGUCAUGCUUUCAGACUUUGGCAAUUCUGCCGUGCCUCGACGCAGCAGAAUGAUCACAAACGCUGGGACACCAGGAUACCAAGCACCGGAGUUCGCAGCGGGUGGGCAAGCUCAUACUGCAGCUGUCGACAUCUGGUCCUUAGGUGUUGUUGCACUGCUCCUCCUCGCAUCUGAUAACCACGACACAGAGCUCAACAAGAUGGACCAAGGAGAUAUCAUCGAAUAUCUCACGAAACUGUUCAAUAGCUUACAGACACAACCCUCUUCUGAAGGGAUUGACUUCGUCUGGAACUGUCUGAAAGUUGACCCAUUGCAGAGAAUCAAUGCAUAUGGUGCGAAAACGCAUACAUGGCUUUGUUCCCCGAAGAAGAAUCGGGAACUGUUCAAACGAAUGGACUCUAGAAUACUGUCUUCUUGGAAACCUCAAAACAAGCUCAAACCGAUGCCUUGGGUGUUGCCUGAUCUUGCACCGAGCAACCCACCAACACCCACAAGAAGCCCAGGCUCAUCAAUCAGCCAAUAUUUCACUACGACACCCACGCGGCUUGAAAAUACGGCCAUACAGUCUAAAGACCGCGUUCUAGAGGUAGUUGCAGAAUCUGACCCAGGAACUGCCACUGGUAAGACUACCUCAUCUUUCUCGGUGCAACCGCGACCAUCCAGUACUCUAAGAGAGUUUGCGACAAAUCCCAAGAAGUCCCAACCUCCUUGGCAAGGGUUUCGUAAGCCUAACGAUUUAGCGAAUACUGAAUUCCCAUCAAAACGCAGAAGAGUUCCAAGAACCAGGACUCAUGAUACUGCGAAUCUUCCCCUCCCCGGGCUAGAGAGGCAUUUAAGAUCGCCCACCAAUCCUCGCUAUAGGCAAAACGUUCUUUCGGCUCUCGAGAGGACGAAAUCGAAAUUCCUCACAGAUGGCAUCUCUCCUGUUCCGAGAACUCCUCUCGAUGCUCUUACUACCAAUGCCUUGGUACCGCCAUCAAGCCCUAAGAAACGGAAGAGCAAGUAUGAUGUGAGGCUAAAGGAAUCGGUUGGGGCCAAUAUGCGACACCCACCUCAGCUCACAUUCCGCUGA